Messenger RNA from Zea mays, 910 nucleotides. RefSeq lists its product as uncharacterized. NCBI's taxonomy places the organism in Eukaryota, Viridiplantae, Streptophyta, Magnoliopsida, Poales, Poaceae. The transcript has a single exon. The record is from RefSeq and is marked validated. Bases 54 to 842 code for a protein of 262 amino acids.
GGAGAGCCUUACCCUCGAAGCCGAAGGCCUCGUGCCUUCUCUUCCUCCCUGGCAUGGAGGAAGUAGCUGUUUCGCCUAUGAUCGUUGCCGCCGUAGUGCUGGACAACAAUGGCGCCGACGCGGUCUCCUGCACUGCCAUCCCUAGCGUAACAAUAAGCCUAGAGGAGAAAGAAAAUAUCAAUGGGGAUGUUCCCACGAUCACCUCGGCCGCAAGCAACGAGGAGGAGGCGUUGUUCAGUGUCGGAGAAUCCACCAAGGACGAUGGCCAUCGCUUGACGAUGGAAUGCACCACUCCCGUCUCCUCCAGUAGCCCUUCCACUCGCAAGAAGCGCGGGGCGUUCAGCCUCUUCAGGGCGAUGUUCCUGUCCUUCGGCCGGAGCGACGACAGCAUGAAGAAGACAGACGACGACACCACGAGCCCCAAGAAGAGAGCCAUCGCGGCUGCUGAUGACGAUUGCAAGCCUGCCGAUGACGAGUCAACGUCGUGGAAGCGCCUCGUGGACGGUAUGCGCCCGCUCCGCCUCCGCGGGCAGCUGGAGUACUACCCGCCGCCACCGCCGCCACCGCCGCUGGGCCACGCCGAUGUGUACCAUGACGUGAUCCUCCCGCCGCCGUCGCAGGCACGGUUCGGCUUCGAGAUCAAGGAGGUGGGCAUGACCAGCCGCUACGCGUCCGCUGAGGAUCUGCACCAGAUGGACAGCGACCAGGAAGAGGGUGCUGAGGGUGGCGAUGACGGUGACAGCAGUUGCCCACACGCCAUCGACAUGCAGGCGGAGGAGUUCAUCACCAAGUUCUAUGAGCAGUUCAAGUCAGAAUCGUUCAACGGCCGUGCCUCCGAGUGAUCCAUUGAUCCAUCCGCUUGCGGCAUGUAUGUAAUCGUUCUGAUCUUAACCGAAAUUGCAUUCGUGUC